AUGGACGGCGUUCAGACGGUGGAUGUGAGCUGGCUUCAUCACUCACAGAAAGGUCAGUGGCUGGUGUCGUUCGCACUCACCCUGGUGUCUCCCGCGGAACACUCGCCAGCGGCGAGAGGCCGGCGCAUAGUACAUCGGACAAAAAAGACUCACUGUGUUAUCCCUUUAGACCAUCUGUCGCGCACCAAGUCCGCUACAUCAACGACAAGCGACAGAUCUGCUGCUGAGACGUCCGCAACAUCGAUAUCUCCUCGAACCUCUCAAUCGAAUGGUGCGCCCGUGGAACCGCCUUCUUCAAAAGAGUCGCGCGCUUUUCCAAAGGUCGUCGAUGAUACGAAAUCGGAAGAGAAGAUUGAGAAAGUCGACAAGCCGACAGAGGCGCCUAAGCUGCCAACCUCGAGCCAAUCCCCGACUGUGUCAAAGAGUAGCCCCAAGCCGAUUGGACGGAGAAACUCCUGGAUAUCUAGUCUGAGCUCAAAGUUUUCGUCUGGUUCGACGCCUCCAUCGCAAUCGAGCUUCAAGGGAAGUCCCGCGAGCCCCAAAGCAACAUCUCCCCUCGAUGCACAUAACCCGUUCGGCGCAGCCUAUUUUCCCAAAGAUCGCGAGACCGAAAAGAAGGAGGAGACAACUACCCCGAGCUCCACGUCACCGAAAGGCACAUCUUUCAUUCACAAUGCGCUGCGCAAGUUUUCGUCAAACCAGGGAGGACUUCCAAAGCUCCCUGCCAACAGUGCCGUUUGCCCUCGUCGUGUCAUGAAUAUUGACCCCGGACGAGACCGGUGCAAGGUGACAGAUCUCAAACAAGGAAAGCUGAACCGGGUAGCGUUUUGCGUCGAUGUGGAAAUUGCGGGUAUUUCACACAGAGACUCGGAUGAGGAUGCACCUCCAACAAAUCAGCUGCGACAGUCCUUGCCCGAAUCUAACCGGCAGAAAGCGAAGAAGUCGGAAGACAGGGUGAACAAUCACGGGGCAUCUGCCACGCCGAAGAGCCCUAAACAGGUCGCCGAUAAAGAAGCGUUGCCUUCGGUGAGCCCGCCAACCACCCUCGACUCAGAGACUUUGAGUUUGGCGCCCACGCUUUCGGAGUCGUUAAAUGCCGGCGUCGUUGCCAACGCACCGUCCAAUGGAGAGGUCAAAGACACUACGCGGAAGCAAGAGAAGAAAAAACGGUCCGAGGAGGAGCGAAAAGAACGUAAGGAGCGGAAGCGCAGGCAAGCUGUCGCCAACGGAACAAUUCCUCUGCAGCUUGAUGGCCAGGAUGAGGAGGACGACCUCCGACCAUCAGUUGGCGGUCUUUCACGAUCAAAGACACAGAGUCAUCCAACAACCGACCCAGUGCGGAUUUACCGCCGUUGUUGCCAGCUCCGUGAAACGCCAGUCUUGAAAAGAAUUGUUGAUGAGAUCUCGUCCCCAUCUUCAACCUUGGCCGAAUCUCCUGGUACAGUGGCUGCAUUGGACCUGAGCAACUUCCCUAUGACCAUUCAAGACAUAGCGACAUUUAGCGACUGGCUCGCUGUUGUGCCUGUCCGCAAAUUGAUCUUGGAGAAUUGCUCGUUGAACGAUGAAUCGGUCAGAUCGAUUCUUUCAGGGCUUCUCUCUACCAAAACAGUAGAGCAAAUGCGCUAUCGACGCCGCCGGCUUCGACAACCAGACUCACCCGUGGUGAAGAACGUGCGGUGGGGCGUGGUCGAGAAGCUCUCGCUCAAGAACAAUCCGAGGAUUGGACGAGAAGGUUGGCGCCACAUCAGUCUCUUCGUCCACCUUUCUAGAUCUCUCAAGGCUAUCGAUUUGUCUGGAAUACCGUUUCCCAAGAUCAGAUCUCCAUCCGACAGCCCCGCGGGACAGACCCUCGCACCACCCUUUGAUGCAUGCGCUGUGUUUACCGAAGCUCUGGGGAAAAGGUUCGGUGGCGAUCACCUUGAAGAGCUAUUACUGAGCGAGUGCACGCCUUCAACAGAUCAAGUAAAGCAAAUAUGUACCGCCGCCACGACAAUGAAGCUACGACGUUUGGGUCUCGCGAACAACGGAAUUUCCCGCGAAGGUUUGAGGCAUGUGGUUGACUACCUCAAAGACGAGUAUUGUGAAGGCUUGGAUUUGGGUGGGAAUCCCAUCAAAGAUGACCUCGAUCUCAUCGUAUCUGCUAUCGAGCCUGAUCAGCCCCUCUUCGCGAUAAGUCUUGCAGACUGCUCGUUGAACCCUUCGGUGAUCUGCCCACUGCUCCAGGGUUUUUCACGACUGCACAACCUCCGCUUCCUGGAUGUCUCGCAUAACCCGGAGCUUUUCUCUUCACAGCCAAGCUCGCUAGCGGCAUUCAGACGGUUCUUGCCUAAGAUGCACUCUCUGAAGCGGAUUCACUUGGCAGAUGUUGAUCUAUCACCCGACCACGUUAUUGGUCUUGCUGAAGUCCUCCCUGAAUGUCCAAGCCUGUGCCACCUGAACAUCAUGGAGAACCCCCAAAUUGCUGCACUGGCCUCGAGCACAAAUCCUGCGGUGCAAGAGGAGGCUUGUGCCGUCUAUGCGUCAAUGAUGACCGCCGUCCGUGUUUCAAAGACCAUCAUCGCCGUUGACAUUGAUGUCCCAGCGGCCGAGAGCAACGAAGUGGUCAAAGCUCUUGCAUCUCAAAUCGUAGCCUAUUCCCUGCGGAAUCUUGAGGGUGGGGCAAUUGCCGAGGAGCUUUCCGAGUCGAUCAACAUGUCUCCGACCAAAGAUGUGCCCGUGCCGGAAAUCUUACAGCAUAUUGUUGGGCACGCGAAUGGACUGGAAGAAAUUAAUGACGAGGAAGUCAACGCCGCACCGGAUGAGGACUAUGUCAUUGGUGGUACCGGUGUGGUGAAGGCAUUGGGUGUCUGUCUCGGUAAUCUGAACCAAGACGGUGGCGAUAAUCUUGGAGACGCCUCGACCCCCGCAAGCGGUACUGCAACUCCCCGGCGUCCCAAAUCAAGGGGCGUUGCCACGAAGCGACCUCGAGACAUGUCGAAGAACCUGUUAGAAUCGGCGCGGAACAUUCGAGCUCGGAUUCAGACUGCCCUUGUUCGUGAAGAUCGGCUGGGUAACGAUGCUAAUUAUAGACGGCUUCAAUUCCUGGACUUUACGCUUCAGAGAAUGAUCCAAAGGUUCGAGGACGAAUAUCCUGAAACUCGUAUUCUCCCUCCACCUGCUCCAGCAUCAGCUGCUCCAGACAACGUCUCGCAACAUUCCAGCGAUGGUCCUUCCGGCCCAAGUGCCAGCGACGUCAUGAACAAUUACCUCGCUGAUAAUGAGAAUGCGAUUGACGACGAAGAAACUGAUCAAUACGCCAUCCACCUCUCCCGCACUAGCUCGAUGACUUCUUUGCACUCUCGUGCAAUGACAUCCGAAGAGGGUCACGUCCAUCGACUCGGGCAAAAUCUUCGGCGUGAUUUCCUGAACCCCCCACCUAACUCAGGCGAGGCUGAUGACGAAGCAUCGCAUAUUUUGGCAUUGCGGAAAAAACUCGAGAAACUGCACGAAGACCGAUCGCGAUCGCCAUUUGACAGUCCGGGUGCCGAGGACACCUUUGAAAAGCUCGGGCUCACCGUAGACGAGCUUUGGGCCGCUCGGCAUCAUGAUGCCGAGGCCUUCGAGCGUUUCAAACAGUCGCAGAUUGCCGCGCAAAUAAACAGCAAGCCUCAACAGUCUGACAACUCAACGAGUACUGGCAUGCCACCGCAGAGGAAUGGCACUGGCGCCAGCACGCAGUAA
This is a messenger RNA of Penicillium diatomitis, 3720 nucleotides long. RefSeq names its product putative cell wall biogenesis protein Mhp1. Gene Ontology annotation, molecular function: GTPase activator activity. The record is from RefSeq and is a predicted model, not a curated record. NCBI's taxonomy places the organism in Eukaryota, Fungi, Ascomycota, Eurotiomycetes, Eurotiales, Aspergillaceae. The transcript is spliced from 2 exons. The coding region runs from base 1 to 3720 and encodes 1239 amino acids.